Molecule: messenger RNA, 2053 nt
Organism: Pseudophryne corroboree (corroboree frog)
Lineage: Eukaryota; Metazoa; Chordata; Amphibia; Anura; Myobatrachidae
Gene: BNIPL
Product: BCL2 interacting protein like
Exons: 8
Coding region: 106-906 (266 amino acids)
Biological process (GO): apoptotic process
Cellular component (GO): cytoplasm
Source: RefSeq, a predicted model, not a curated record
AGGCCCCUUCCAGAGGCAACUACAGAAGAGGACGAUAUAGAUUCCAAAGAAGAGCAUCCAGCAGUCUGCCCCCCGAGUACGCUGGAAUUGUGCGGUAACCGUCACAUGAAGAAACGCCUCUCUGCCCCCGAUAUCAGCUUUAACCUGGAGAACAGCGAGGGGUCGGCCGCCUCCAGCAACAUCAAGGAACGAACGACGGACGAGGACUUCGACUUUGAUAUUGAUGAUCUGGAAACCCCAAGUACCAAUGAAAUGCUGGACUUUCCCGAAAUGAGCCACGAAUUUGAAUGGGAAGAUGACCUCCCGAAGGCUAAAGAGAUGGAGAACGCUUCCUACGUUGAGAACCGUGUGGCUGACAUGACAGACAAAGAUGGCCGCAAAUGGAGAAUAUUCCUAAUGGGGGAACACAAGGUGGACAUGACAGCUAUCGAGCCAUAUAAGAAAGUUAUCUCCUACGGAGGGUAUUAUGGCGAGGGCUUAAAUGCAGUCAUCAUUUUUGCAUCCUGCUACUUACCGGAGAGCAAUAUACCAGAUUACCAAUACGUUAUGGACAAUCUCUUCAGGUACAUAAUUGGGACCCUGGAUCUUAUGGUUGUAGAAAACUACAUGCUGAUCUACCUGAACGGGUGCACGCCGCGCAACAAGAUCCCCACCAUGAGCUGGAUUAAGCGCUGUUACCAGGCCACGGGCAGACGGUUGAAGAAAAAUCUGAAAUCUGUCCUGAUUGUGCACGCGACGUGGUAUGUGAAAGCGCUGCUGUCCAUUAUACGCCCAUUUAUCAGCUCGAAGUUUGGGAAAAAGGUGACAUUUGUCAACAGCCUAACUGAUCUGUCGCAGUUUGUUCCGCUCGACCAGCUUCUCAUUCCAGAGUGCAUCCAACAGUUAGACCGUGACUUGAAGAGAUAAAACUGUAACCAAGGAUUCGUUCUGGAUUAACUAACUCUCUCUAUAUAUAUAAAUAUGGUGGAAUUUUACUAUCCGGGGGUUUGCGGAAGUGUGGUGACAACAAGCGAAUAAUGCGUGUAGCGGAUGAAGGAACGUGGACCAGCUGGCAUUCGCUGGGGUACUGUUGAUUUGGGUGCCACAAUAGGCAAUGGGAAUUCUGACGAGCCAACGUGAUUAUACAGAGAAGAAAAACUUCCUAGGACACCAUUGGCCAAAACCAACCGUACUGUAUAUGAGACAAUGGCUAUUAUAACAUUUUCACUGAACAGACGUGCGGUUAUCUAUUAGGCUGUGCUAACCACAACCUGUACAUUCUAUUUGUAGGAACGUUCCUCUUUGCCUAAAGUAUGUGCAGUACUGUUCUCGUUGCUUAGCAUUGAUUAGAUUGCAAUGAGGCCGGUGUCGCUAAUUCUUCCACCUUCCAAAAUAUAAUAUAUUCAGUUAUAUAUUCAAAUUUCCUGCGUACGUCUAACCUUGUCGGUUGUAAUUCGCUUUCUAAUAGGUCAUAUGAUAGACUCACAACUGCCAGUGCAAUGAUUUGUGUGACCAGUAUGAAAGCACGAGGCUGUCUAACUGGGUCACGCUGACUUUGACUAUCCAUAUAACAUACGGUAGGGAGUGUACUAUGCCCUGUAUCAUGCAUCAUGUGUUAUGUGUCUCCAGCUUUGUCCAGUUGGUAUUAUAAGUGAUGGUUUUUACGUUGUUGAGUCAUGUAGAGAAAGGAACCAAAAACUAGGACCGGGAAGGCUGCAAUGCUGUAAUUCUGGGGGAUGGAACUCUGUGGUAACGUGUAUUUGUUUUCUUGGAGUUUCCUUAUUAAAGUGUAUGGUAUGAUAAAUGGUGCUAUACUGUAGCGAUGGUAAUGUACUGUAUAGUUUUAUCACAUGUGUAAACGUGUGUGUUUGUGUGUACAGACGUCAUGUAACAUUGUUAAGACACUGCAACAAAUGUACGUUCACAAUUUCUAUUUAAAUUUUGAUGCUGUUAAUAAAGUAUUUUUAUAUGGUGACACUUUAUUGUGCUGGUCAGCGCUGAUACAGAGAUGACAAUUCACCAGUACUUUGUCUAUAAAUGGGGUGUGAUAUAGAAGAUGUACUGCAUUUGGUGC